UCCGAGUCGACCGAAACGGUUGGCACCGAAGCCGAGGACGCGGUCAUCGGCGGUGACGACAAUCACUUCUUCGCCAUCUCUGCCAAAAACGGCCAAUACUUUGAUCCCUUGUUUGUGACCAUCGCUUGUGACCACCGGUUGACACAAAUCGGCAAACAUAUGGCACAACAGUUGACACCAAUGAUGGCAUCACUCGACACCAUAGAUGUGGGCGAAGAGGCGGACAGACAACAGCCCAAAAUCUAUGCGAAGGACUCAAUGGACAGAUUCGGUGACGACUUGUGUGGACUCAUACUGUCUUAUCUCCCACUCAAACAUCGGUUUCCAUUGGAAUGUGUGUCCAAACAGUUCCGGAGGAAAGUCUUCGAGAGUGUUGUGAACAUCAAAAUCAGAAACCAAUUGUUUGGACUGAAAGGCAAUACAAGCGCUGAUAUCAUAGGAGUGUUGGAAAGAGUGGCCGAAAAGUGUCCAAACAUUCAAUUCAUUGAUUUUCAGAGCCGUAAGGGAAGCGACGCUUUGCAUAUGUUUCCCACAAUUAGCCACAAAUUCCCGCAUUUGAGGGAAAUUUACAGCGGAUUGAGUGAAAACAGCGACCAAUGGUUACCAGUGUUGGCACCGCUGAUCACACGAGACCAGUGCAACGUUUACUCAGUCGAUCAUUGCCACCGAUUGUCUCAUUUAGAAACGGCUUUAUUGAACUAUGUCUUCGACAGCACUUCCGAUGAACUAUUGGUGAAGAAUUUACAACACUUU
Messenger RNA from Medioppia subpectinata, 753 nucleotides. The record is from the annotation of a GenBank genome assembly. NCBI's taxonomy places the organism in Eukaryota, Metazoa, Arthropoda, Arachnida, Sarcoptiformes, Oppiidae.